AUGGAUGGUGAUCAAGACCAGAUUGUUACACAAGCUGAGUUCGAUACUGUUAUUGUAUCGGUUGACGUCAACGGGGAUGGUAAAGUACCGGAAGCAGAAUUCCUAAUGGUGUUCCAUCAAGCCACGGGAGGUAACCACCAUCAAGCAGCAACAGAUAAAGCAGGACAUAACAUUUUCACAAAGGGUGACCACGAUAACGACGGCUCUCUAACAAUCCCCGAAUUAAAAAGUAUUUUCUCUGCCUUUGACUACGAUGGGAAUGGAAAAGCCACCGCUGAUGAAUUCAAGAAAUUCUGGUCAAGUGUAAGUAAAGCCAUCUUUGAGUAUUUCAAACCUUACACCCCUUUCUAA
This is a messenger RNA of Lottia gigantea (owl limpet), 351 nucleotides long. RefSeq lists its product as hypothetical. The record is from RefSeq and is a predicted model, not a curated record. NCBI's taxonomy places the organism in Eukaryota, Metazoa, Mollusca, Gastropoda, Lottiidae. Gene Ontology annotation, molecular function: calcium ion binding. Bases 1 to 351 code for a protein of 116 amino acids. The transcript has 3 exons.